Messenger RNA from Closterium sp. NIES-67, 829 nucleotides. The record is from the annotation of a GenBank genome assembly. NCBI's taxonomy places the organism in Eukaryota, Viridiplantae, Streptophyta, Zygnematophyceae, Desmidiales, Closteriaceae.
CCCGCCGUCGCCUUCCUCCCACUCCAUGUCACCAAUGGCAUCCUUUCCCCCUCCCGUCGACGUCUCGACCCUCGAUCAUCUCGUGCGCGCUGCCGACAACUCAGCAACCAAUUGGUAUUCCUUCGUCGGCAGCCUCCACCGCGUCCUCGGCAGUGCUUAUGUCCUGCCGUUCCGCCUCCUGGACAUCAUGCUUGGUCUCCCAGAGGGUGACCUUGGGGACCCGCCGCCUCACCCUGGCGAUCCCCCCCCUCUCAUUCCCCAUCCCGGCGAGGAACCUCCGCCCCCCAUGGUACCUGUUGGCACCAGCACUCGCGCUGCCACCGCUGAAGUUGAGCAGCUCUUCCUUACUCAGCGUCGUGAGUUCCUCGUGCUCCAUACUGAUUACCUGAUUGCGUUGGAGGAACACGAGCGGGCGGGUGAGCGCUGCACCCAAACCAACCAUCCCCCCGCGACCUGCUUCAAGGCGUAUGAUGACGCCUGGUUCGAGCGCGGCAACACUGGCACCCCCCCACACUGGUCUGCCAUGGAUCCCCGCCCCUCUCUCCUGGAUGUCAAAACUCUUCCGUCUUUCCUCCCCUCUCAUCUUCAGCUCUCCUCCUCCUCCUCCUCUGUCGCUGACCCCAUAACUCCCCAGGAGCUGCAGCAGUUUUGCCGCUUCCAGCAGCUGCAGCUGCUGCAGCAGCAGCAACAGUGGGGCUCUGGUGGCUGGCAUCACUACCCUCUUCCCCGCAUCUGCCACCUACUGUGACCUCCUCCACGGCCCCACUCGCCGCCUCCUUCAUCACCUCCCACUUUGCCCUCGCUCUCGUCAGUACAUCCUCCGCACACC